GUGUAGUGGCUAAAUGCAUGUUGUUAGCACGUGAUUCAGAAAUUUAGCAUGACGGGGUGGGUUUGGAAUGUCAUGGGAAGGUCACGUGGGCCGUUUAAGCCGCCGUAAAUAUAGAUGGAAAACAGUAUUUUCAUCCGUCACUGCCUGAGAAGUUUGACGUCAGCUCAAGUGGACGUUAACCGCCACGGGAAAGAAGCAGAAGACUCGGUCCACACUCACAUGCCUCUACUCGUAACAUUCGUAAUCGCUUAAUGCUAUGCUUAGCAUGGACAAUUUUUUUAUUUUUAGGAAUGAUAAUAAUCUGACAGCAGACAUACAUGAACCCUCUUUGAUCUUCUCUUAUGCAAUAUCGACAAAAUCCCAAAAGAGUGAAUCACGGCCCCAUGUGGAUACGCAAACCACAUCAGUGGCAUAAACCCGUAAAUUAUAGUAAAACCUAGUGGUAUUUUCAAAGUUGAAAAUCUAUAUAAGCAAUUGUAGCUCCUCUCAUGAUCUCCCAUAAUUUUAUCAAAAUCAUCCAUCUACUUUUCCCUAGUCUUUCUACUUUGGUCGUUCACGAUGAAAGGAGGCAGCGUCGCGUUUCUCUUCGUUCUUCUCAUCUCCACCGUCACCUCCGUCUUCUGCUUCCGCGACGGUAUGUUACCAAACGGCGGAUUCGAGCGAGGACCAAAACCAUCGGACCUGAAAGGAACACGAGUGAUAAACAAGAACGCGAUUCCAAACUGGGAGCUCUCUGGCUUCAUAGAAUACAUCAAGUCCGGUCAAAAACAAGGAGACAUGCUCCUCGUAGUCCCCGCCGGAAAGUUCGCAGUCCGGCUAGGCAACGAGGCAUCGAUCAAACAAAGAGUUAAUGUGACAAAAGGAAUGUACUACUCUCUCACUUUCAGUGCCGCAAGGACUUGUGCUCAAGACGAACGGCUCAACAUAUCCGUUGCACCUGACUCGGGCGUUAUUCCUAUUCAGACGCUGUACAGUAGCAACGGGUGGGACCUAUACGCUUGGGCGUUGCAGGCCCAGAGUGAUGUGGCUGAGAUCGUGAUUCAUAAUCCUGGCGAGGAAGAACAUCCUGCUUGUGGUCCACUCAUUGAUGGUGUAGCAAUCAAGGCUCUAUACCCUCCUAGACCUACCAAUAAGAAUAUAUUGAAAAACGGAGGAUUUGAAGAAGGUCCCUACAUAAUCCCAAAUGCAACAACCGGUGUUCUGAUUCCUCCCUUCAUAGAAGAUGACCACUCUCCUUUACCAGCAUGGAUUAUAGAAUCCCUCAAGGCCGUCAAAUACGUUGACGUGGAACACUUCUCGGUCCCACAAGGCCGUCGAGCCGUGGAACUGGUCGCGGGGAAAGAGAGCGCAAUCGCUCAGGUGGCUAGGACCAUUGUCGGGAAGAGUUACGUGCUUUCGUUUGCGGUUGGAGAUGCCAACAAUGCUUGCAAAGGCUCGAUGAUAGUCGAGGCGUUUGCCGGCAAAGACACUUUGAAGGUUGCUUAUGAGUCGAAAGGGAAAGGAGGUUUCAAACGUGCUGCUUUGCGGUUCGUGGCAGUUUCUAACCGCACUAGGGUUAUGUUUUACAGCACGUUUUACGCGAUGAGAAGUGAUGAUUUCUCGUCGCUGUGUGGUCCUGUGAUCGACGAUGUUAAGCUCCUCAGCGUUGGUAAACCCUGAAAUGGUUUAAUACCGAAAGAGUAGUUGUGGUCUUGUGGUGUAGGGUUUUUAUAUAAGACAGAAAGGUCAUGCUUAUCUAUUUUCUUGUAUGAGAAGACUUAUGAAGAAAUGUUGUCUUCUUUUUUUAUUACUACAUAUAUUGGGGAUUUACGAGAUUAAUAAAGGUGUAAUACAGAGAUAUCCAUAUGACACAGAUCAAUGAUGAUAAUAAUUUGAUGU
Messenger RNA from Brassica rapa (field mustard), 1878 nucleotides. RefSeq lists its product as uncharacterized. The record is from RefSeq and is a predicted model, not a curated record. Lineage: Eukaryota; Viridiplantae; Streptophyta; Magnoliopsida; Brassicales; Brassicaceae. Gene Ontology annotation, cellular component: plant-type cell wall.